Molecule: messenger RNA, 1584 nt
Organism: Torulaspora delbrueckii
Lineage: Eukaryota; Fungi; Ascomycota; Saccharomycetes; Saccharomycetales; Saccharomycetaceae
Gene: RSC6
Product: Rsc6p
Exons: 1
Coding region: 1-1584 (527 amino acids)
Biological process (GO): regulation of transcription by RNA polymerase II
Cellular component (GO): nucleus; SWI/SNF complex
Source: RefSeq, a predicted model, not a curated record
AUGAAGGCGAGUUUAGCCAAUGCUUCUAAUUCUGGCCAAGCCGCUUCCGUUCUAGGAGGGCAGCCUAAUGGGGAUGUAAAUGGCUCGCCAACAGGGCAACAAACAAAUCCUAUUCCUACUACACAACCUACCGAUUCCUAUAUCCCAAGCUAUCUGAGUGAUUUGGUACCGGAAUUACGUCUGUACGAGCAACUAAAAGAGUCCGAGAGGAGAAUUGACGUUUAUCUAGCCCGAAAGAAGAUCGAUUUACAUCAAAGUGUGUCUCAGUGGAACAAUUCGAAGACUUCUCAGACACCUCAGAAUAAGAAAGACGUUAAGUAUCUGAGAGUCUUUGUUUCCAAUAUCGCGGAGAACCAACCUUGGCAAAAUCAAGAGAAUGAGGUUUCCGAAGGUACUUGGACGAUGAGAAUUGAGGGCAGAUUACUGGACGACAGGGACGUUCAGGAUGCCGAGAGACCCAAAUUUAGUUCGUUUUUACAAGCCAUAGCUGUGGAUUUCAAGAAACCGAAGAAGGAGUUAGAAAGGGAGGAGAAGCAAGAUGAACAAGAUGUGACUAUGGGCGGUGUCGAUGAGGAAAAGCCUGAAGAUUUGUUGAACCUUUCAUUGCCGCUUCAGUUACCUGAUGAUUCUGCGGAUCUAAAUGGUAGCGAGAGAACAAGAAUCCAGGAGCAGAAACCAAAUGCUGAACAGCAAGGUAGCGAGAUCGCCGAUGCGGUGGAGUGGCAUUUGGACCCAAAGAAUCCAGUAGAGUUUGAUGGUCUUGACAUCAAGAGGCCUGGAUCCGAGAACGUCGACUGCAUAAUAACAAUUCAGCAAAAGGGUCUGACUGGUGAAGACCUCGAAUAUUCACCUCAACUUGCAGCAUUGAUUGGUAUCUCCCACGGCUCCUUACAUGAAGCCGUAUACUCCUUAUACAAAUAUAUUUUGAUGAACGAGCUGCUUGUCAAUGACGAAACCAGUAUUAAGACCUUGUCUAACAGCCCAUCGGAUAGCACUAAUGGCGAAAAAACUAUGGUUCAGCUUGACGAAUCUUUACAAAAAUUGCUUCGCUCCGUCCCAAGCAACAAUGACGACUCCAUGCCAACCGUACUCAGACUUUCAGAAAUUCCACCUUUGAUCAACGCUCACAUAUCACCUAUGCCACCGGUCAAGAUCGACUACACCAUACGAGUAGACAAGGCAUCCACAUAUGGUGAAUUGGUAUUCGAUCUCGAAGUACCCAACCAAGCCUCAGGUAAGAAAACUAAAGACGAACUCGCGGCAGAAGGUGUUGCUCUCCUCACCGAUUUCAACAAGCUCACCACAGAAUUACAAGGUGAUUUACGGAAACUUGACGUUCGCACCAACGCCCUCCAACUCCAACUCAACGCCAGUGCGAAUAAAUACCAAUUCUACGACAAGCUCGCGCAGGACCCCACACAUUUCCUCAACGAGUACAUGGCCUCUACAGCGAAUGCUCUGAAGGUUUUAUCCGGUGACGAAGGUUUUAACGAAGACACUGUCAGAAAGUCUCAAUUUUACAAGGAGAACGAAACGAUGCUUUUCGAAAACCUUGGAGUACUACUGGCCAAUGGCAGAAUGUAA